This is a messenger RNA of Erinaceus europaeus (western European hedgehog), 3615 nucleotides long. RefSeq names its product TBC1 domain family member 22B (gene TBC1D22B). Gene Ontology annotation, biological process: activation of GTPase activity. Gene Ontology annotation, molecular function: GTPase activator activity. The record is from RefSeq and is a predicted model, not a curated record. The coding region runs from base 159 to 1676 and encodes 505 amino acids. Lineage: Eukaryota; Metazoa; Chordata; Mammalia; Eulipotyphla; Erinaceidae. The transcript is spliced from 13 exons.
AGGGGUUGCCCACAUCCAAGAUGGCGCCCCCAGUAUCAGGGAGCGGGUGACCGGCAGCGGGGAAGCGGCCUGGGCUGGCCCUCCGAUUGCGGGGUCCUGGGGGCAUUUCACCUGUACCCCCCCUGGCCCGGCUACAAGGCCUUCCCCAGGCCAGAGCAAUGGCCGCCGAGAACAGUAAGCAGUUUUGGAAGAGGAGCGCCAAGCUGCCAGGGAGCAUCCAGCCUGUAUAUGGAGCACAGCACCCUCCACUGGACCCUCGACUCACCAAAAACUUCAUUAAAGAACGGUCAAAAGUCAACGCAGUUCCUUUAAAGAGUAAGAAAGCCUCCAGUUUUCAUGAGUUUGCCCGGAACACCAGUGAUGCUUGGGACAUUGGCGAUGAUGAGGAGGAGGACUUUUCUUCCCCUUCUUUCCAAACUCUGAACUCAAAAGUUGCUUUGGCAACUGCAGCCCAAGUCCUGGAAAACCACAGCAAGCUAAGGGUGAAACCAGAACGGUCCCAGUCAACGACAUCUGAUGUCCCUGCCAGCUACAAAGUCAUAAAGUCCAGCAGUGAUGCUCAGCUAUCCAGAAAUUCCAGUGAUAAUUGCUUGAGGAAUCCACUCCACAAACAGCAGUCACUCCCUCUCCGACCCAUCAUCCCCCUUGUUGCUCGGAUCUCGGACCAGAAUGCCUCUGGGGCACCCCCAAUGACUGUCCGUGAAAAAACUCGCCUAGAAAAAUUUCGUCAGCUUCUCUCUAGCCACAACACUGACUUAGAUGAACUGAGGAAGUGUAGCUGGCCAGGGGUUCCCAGGGAGGUUCGGCCUGUAACCUGGAGACUCCUGUCGGGCUAUCUCCCAGCAAACACAGAAAGGAGGAAACCGACUCUGCAGCGGAAGCGGGAGGAGUAUUUUGGCUUCAUUGAGCAGUAUUAUGACUCUCGGAAUGAGGAACAUCAUCAGGAUACCUACAGACAGAUUCACAUUGACAUUCCAAGAACGAAUCCUCUCAUUCCUUUGUUCCAGCAACCACUUGUGCAGGAGAUCUUUGAAAGAAUUCUUUUCAUUUGGGCCAUCCGACACCCUGCCAGUGGGUAUGUCCAGGGAAUUAAUGACCUGGUCACUCCAUUCUUUGUCGUCUUCCUCUCAGAAUAUGUGGAAGAGGAUGUGGAGAACUUUGAUGUGACCAAUUUGUCUCAGGACAUGCUGCGAAGCAUUGAAGCCGACAGCUUCUGGUGCAUGAGCAAGCUGCUGGACGGCAUCCAGGAUAACUACACCUUUGCACAGCCAGGAAUCCAGAAGAAGGUCAAGGCACUGGAAGAGCUUGUCAGCCGGAUUGAUGAGCAGGUACAUAAUCACUUCAGGAGGUACGAGGUGGAAUACCUACAGUUUGCCUUUCGGUGGAUGAACAACCUGCUCAUGCGGGAGCUUCCCCUUCGCUGUACCAUACGCCUGUGGGACACAUACCAGUCUGAACCAGAAGGGUUCUCCCACUUUCAUCUCUAUGUGUGUGCAGCCUUCUUAAUCAAGUGGAGGAAAGAGAUCUUGGAUGAAGAGGACUUUCAGGGUCUCCUCAUGCUACUACAAAACCUACCUACGAUACACUGGGGCAAUGAAGAGAUUGGGCUGCUUCUCGCUGAAGCCUACAGACUCAAGUACAUGUUUGCUGAUGCCCCAAAUCACUACCGCCGAUAGGUGCUGUCUCCCUGUGGGGACCCAGACUGCCCCCAUCUCUGAUGGCAAUUUGAUCACUGUGGCCACUGUGAGAGCCGUGGACCUCGACCAGGAACCACUCCUGCUGUAAAAAGCUCACAUCCGCCGCCCAGGUCUUAACUUUUUGGCGUGCCUGUCCACCACUCCAUGUCUCCAGAUGGGUCUCUUGGACCACUGUCAGUAUUCCAUGCCAUAUUGAUGGGUCCAGCUCUGAGAGAGGACAGAGAAGGAGGUACAGGGUUGUCUGCCCCCUUUAAAAGGAACUGGACAAAAGAGGGGAAGGCUCAGGGUCUCAAUUCACAUUGUCCCUAUGUGGACUGGCUGUCUCUUGCCUCAUAGCCCCGACUGAUAUUGUUGCUUUUUGUGACAUAGUUUGAUUUGAUCACAGGUCAAAAAAAAAAGAACGCCUUACGUUUUCAGAAUACUCAUUACCCUCCCCCCUGAUUUCCUAGCCUUUCACCUUCUGCCCUAUUCUGAGCCAGUGAGAGGCAGCUUUUUAAGAACAUUAUUCUCAGCAGAGGAGGCACUGAAGCUUAUAACUCUGGGAGGAGGCCUAUACCUAAGGGCUAGGAAUUUUUACUUUUACUUUUCUCAUCAGGUGUUUGUGUGUGUUCCUUUCAUUUGUGUAUGCCUGUGGGUUUGCAUACCUAUCAGAAUUUCUUUAAAUGUUUCCAUGUCUGUCCAGACUCACCCCAUCACAAGCAGCUGAGAAUGCGCCCCAUGACCAAGUAUAUAAGCAUCCUUUAAAGAGGAUCAGGGCAGGGGAGGGAGAAGGGCUUUUUUUUUCCCCCUCUCCAAACCCUUUUUUUGUUCCAUGAUGAUCCACUCCAAGAUAUUAUGUGUAAAUUGUGUUCUUAUGUAUAUGGGUAAAGAUGUACAAAUCUGUCUUCUUUGUAGCAGAUAUGAUUUUAUAUUUAUAACGUGUAUCAACAUGUGAAAGCAAUCUAGGUCACUAGCACAGAUGAAAUAGACAGGCAGGCAGCUUCAGCGCCUCCAGGUGGGUGGCUGGGUGCCCUCCUGUGAGGGAAGCAAACUGGAGUCUGCCAGACUGAGCACAGCUGACUGAGCAAGCAGAUGCAGUUGCUUUGAAAACCAGAGGCAGCCAUCCCAAGCAUUAGUGUCUCAGAGUUCUUCCAUCUCCCCAGUCCUCCCCUCCCUUCCUCACCUCCACCCCACCCAAGCCUUUGUAGAGCAGCUGCCCUGUUCCUCCCCCUCUUCAGCAGACUAAGACCCCACCCUACAGUCCUAGCAGCCUCCCAGAGAGAGGGCCCCAAAGGUAAAAGCCCUUUUGCAUGUUUUAGCCCCUGCUCCCCAACCCCAACUCUGGGGAAGGCUUUUGUUUUCCCAUUUUCCAGUCAGCAUUGUAUUCAAGACAGAAGCUGUGACUGACACAUCAGUGCCAAGGAAAGGGGUCUCCUGUGUGUCCCUGGGGCUUGAGGUUCUUCUCAAGCUCAAAGAGAGGCAUUCCAUGGUCCCCCACUGUCACCGUCACACCCCACAUAGCCCAUGAAGUAUGUGACCCAGGUUCAGUUCUUGGUGUUUGGCCAUGGGCUUGGGGGGGGGGGGGAUGGUACUGAACAGUGGCAAGCAGCUGCCCUCCUCUUGAGAAAUCAGGCAGCGUCCCCAGUGGGUGACACCCUUGAAUUUCUGCCACUGAAGCCCUAUCGGCUGGCUUGUUACAUUUCUCGUCAGGAGCUGUUUCUCAGGCAUCCUUCCCUCCCCUAUUCCUGUUUCCCUUCAGUGUGCCUCAGUAGUCUCCUUCACAGAACAAGAGGGCUUGUGACCCUCCCUUAACCAGACUAAUGAAAGAAAGACACUUGUGUUCCCAAGUGGUGGUUUUAUUUUUUUAGUUUUUAUGUUUGUAUGGGAAAUUGUGGAUAAAGUGAAAGAACUGUAAAUAAAUAGUGUAUUUCCUCCUCCA